CGGGGAUGCUGGCGCCGAACCGGAGGAGACGGCGAGGGUCAGUUCGUUUAAGCGGGCGCGGACUUUCCUCAGUGAUGGCUUUGGGUUUUAUUUCCUCCUGGACCCGCGCCCUGUUGAGUGAUUCUCUUCCUCCUCCGUGUCCUGCUGCUUGGGCCGCGGCCAGCAGGCGGCUUCCGGGAAGUCGACAGGCCAUCCCUCGCAAUGUUGGUGUAUUUACGAACAAGUUCCAGACGGUAUCGUGGCAGCGGCAAAUAUGGAUGCUCCCUGUGGGUCAAAUUGUUGCUCAGCGCCUUCCAUUCCAUUGAGAGGUCCAGGAAGUCUACAGCUGCCACUUGGGAAGACAGUUCACUUAGGAGUUCUCCUCAUUCUGCUGGUCCAGUUUGGCAGCACUCAGUGACAACAGGGCUGAGAAAAACCGCUCUCAAAAUUAGCAUGGAACCAGUGAGUGAACUGAGGUGGAGGCAAUUGGGACCCAACAUGCUCAGCUUUCUGUGCCAGGUACUACUGAUACUACCGUGGUUUGUUGCCAACACGAAAUUGAAGGAAAUGCUGUUUCGGUUAGAGAUGAGCGAAAACGACCAUAAACUUGCUCACCUACUCAAGGUCCCUGAGGGUCCCAGGGUAAGAAGCCCUGCGCUGGGAGCGGCGCCAGAGAACCACCGAGCUGCGCGCAAUGGCAUCCUAGAGAGGAAGCACGUGCGGCCUGGGCGGCGCGCUCGGGGUGACGCACUUCCGGUCACGCCGGCCACGGCGCCUUGUCGGAGCCCCUGCCCUUCACUGAGAAGGAGCCCAGGUGAUGGCAGCCAUGCCCCUGAAAGCCUGGUACCAGCUCACCCCACUUCUGAUCUUCCGUACGUACUGGAGAGUCACCGGUACCACCGUCUCCAAGUCCUGACCACUCACUUUUUAGAUUGCUGCAUGCUAUUGACACUUCUUCCUGGGUACCGCUUCCAGAGAGUCACCAGGUCCGAUUGCUUCUGCCUGCUACCUCUUCCACUUGUCCCAUAUUUUACAUUGCCUUCCUUCAAGUCCAGGUUUCUCAGAUGUAGUGUGCAUCACAGUCACCUGGAGGGUUCAUUGAUGGAACAUUUACUCUCGGAUGGGGCCUGCCAGUGUGCCUUUCCACCAUCUCUAAUAGGACUCCUCCCUCAUACUGUCCCCUGGGUCCCACACUCUGGCUCUGAGGCAGAGGAUUGGUUCUGGGACAGCAGGAACCUCUUGUUUCAGGAGGUGGUGACCUUCGAGGACGUGGCUGUGCACUUUACCCAGGCAGAAUGGGCUGGCCUCUCUUCUGCACAGAGGGCCCUGCACAGAAGUGUGAUGCUGGAGAAUUACGGGAACUUGACAUCCCUGGGAUACACAGUUCCCAACUCUGCCCUCAUCUCACUUCUGGAGGGAAGGGACUUGCCUUGGGGCCUGGAGGCACAGAAUGACCCACCUGCAGAGAGGAGCACACACGUCUGUCAAGAUACCGAGACCAACAUUGGCAGUGAGUCCACAUCAGGACAGGGAAUUUCUGAAAACAGAGCCGUGGUGUUGUCUUGUGGUCUGCAGAAGAUUGCUCCUCAGAGAAGCAACUUCCUAGGAACAUGUAAACUGGAGAAGCACCAGGAAAUCUCCACAAGGAAACAUGGUAGAGGAAAGCUUCCCAGAAUCCACUGUGACGGGAAACCCUUCCGGUGUGAGGAAUGUGGGAAGUGUUUCAGCUAUUUUUCUCACUAUGUUAGACACCAGAGAAUCCACACUGGGGAGAAACCCUUUGUGUGUAAUGAGUGUGGAAAAGCCUUCAAUGGCAAUUCCUCAUUGAUUCGGCAUCAGAGGAUCCACACUGGAGAGAAACCCUAUCAGUGUGAGGAGUGUGGGAGAGCCUUCAAUGAUAACGCAAACCUGAUGAGGCAUCAGAGAAUCCACAGUGGGGACCGACCCUAUCACUGCCAGGAGUGUGGGAAAGGCUUCACCAGUAGUUCUGAGUUUGUUAUACAUCAGAGAAUCCACACUGGAGAGAAACCUUACGCGUGUAACGAGUGUGGAAAAGCUUUUGUUGGUAACUCACCACUACUUCGGCAUCAGAAAAUUCACAGUGGAGAGAAACCCUAUGAAUGUAAUGAAUGUGGCAAAAGCUUCGGAAGGACUUCCUAUCUUAUCCAACAUCAGCGUAUUCACACAGGGGAAAAGCCUUAUUCUUGUAAAAUAUGUGGGCAAGCCUUCAAUUUGCAUAAAAAAUUAACUCGACACCAGAGAGUCCACAGCGAUAAGAAACCCUUUGACUGUGUAGCUUGUGGAAAAGCCUUCAGUGCUCAGGAACAACUAAAAAGGCAUCUGAAGACCCAUAUUCAAGAGUCUUCCUAUGUAUGUGAUGAGUGUGGAAAAGUCUACACUAGCAAAAGAAGUCUUCUUCAGCACCAAAGAGUCCAUACUGGAAAGAAACCCUAUGGGUGUGUCAAGUAUGAAAAGACCUUUAGGACCUCUUCCCAGCUAGGUGACCUUGAGCAUGUCCACCCCGGAGAGAAGCCUGCGCUGGACAUUUGUCGUUUUGGCCUCCCAGAGUUUUUUACCCCCUUUGACUGGUAGUAUAUUCACUUCCCUUUGGGACUCCAUCUUCUACUCAAGAGUAGAAUGUGUGACACAGACCUGGCUUAGCCAUCGUUGUUGGUCAGUAGGUGACCCAAGAUGGUCCAAUUAGAGUUCCAGGAUGUGGCCAGAGUUAACAGGAAGAAAUACUGUUCUUUUUCCCUUAGUCUUAAAGCUGAGAGGAAUUCCUGGAUUAUUGUGGAAGCUGAGAAUAGAUUCAAUACUGCAGAAAAAAAAAAGAGUUGGAGAGUAAUCAGCCUUGACAAUUCCAUUUGAACAACUACAUUAAACUAUGUCUGAAGCUAGAAAUGUAUCUGGGCUUUUGAAUUCCAGUAACCAAUAAAUUCAGUUUUGUUUUUCUCAA
This is a messenger RNA of Myotis brandtii (Brandt's bat), 2935 nucleotides long. RefSeq names its product zinc finger protein 19 (gene ZNF19). The transcript has 11 exons. Lineage: Eukaryota; Metazoa; Chordata; Mammalia; Chiroptera; Vespertilionidae. Gene Ontology annotation, biological process: regulation of transcription by RNA polymerase II. The record is from RefSeq and is a predicted model, not a curated record. Bases 202 to 2571 code for a protein of 789 amino acids. Gene Ontology annotation, molecular function: RNA polymerase II cis-regulatory region sequence-specific DNA binding; DNA-binding transcription activator activity, RNA polymerase II-specific. Gene Ontology annotation, cellular component: nucleus.